AUGAAAUCCAACCAAGAGCGGAGCAACGAAUGCCUGCCUCCCAAGAAGCGCGAGAUCCCCGCCACCAGCCGGUCCUCCGAGGAGAAGGCCCCUGCCCUGCCCAGCGACAACCACCGGGUGGAGGGCACAGCAUGGCUCCCGGGCAACCCUGGUGGCCGGGGCCACGGGGGCGGGAGGCAUGGGCCGGCAGGGACCUCGCACCUCAGCAGGGCUCCAGGGCUUAUCACCCCGGGGUCCCCCCCACCCGCCCAGCAGAACCAGUACGUCCACAUUUCCAGUUCUCCGCAGAGCACCGGCCGCACCGCCUCUCCUCCAGCCAUCCCCGUCCACCUCCACCCCCAUCAGACGAUGAUCCCACACACGCUCACCCUGGGGCCCCCCUCCCAGGUCGUCAUGCAAUACGCCGACUCCGGCAGCCACUUUGUCCCUCGGGAGGCCACCAAGAAAGCUGAGAGCAGCCGGCUGCAGCAGGCCAUCCAGGCCAAGGAGGUCCUGAACGGUGAGAUGGAGAAGAGCCGGCGGUAUGGGGCCCCGUCCUCGGCCGACCUGGGCUUGGGCAAGGCAGGUGGCAAGUCGGUUCCUCACCCGUACGAGUCCAGGCACGUGGUGGUUCACCCGAGCCCCUCAGACUACAGCAGUCGUGAUCCUUCAGGGGUCCGGGCCUCUGUGAUGGUCCUGCCCAACAGCAACACGCCCGCGGCCGACCUGGAGGUGCAACAGGCCACUCAUCGCGAGGCCUCCCCCUCCACCCUCAACGACAAAAGCGGCCUGCAUUUAGGGAAGCCUGGCCACCGGUCCUAUGCGCUCUCACCCCACACGGUCAUUCAGACCACACACAGUGCUUCAGAGCCACUCCCGGUGGGACUGCCAGCCACGGCCUUCUACGCAGGGACUCAACCCCCUGUCAUCGGCUACCUGAGCGGCCAGCAGCAAGCAAUCACCUACGCCGGCAGCCUGCCCCAGCACCUGGUGAUACCUGGCACACAGCCCCUGCUCAUCCCGGUGGGCAGCACUGACAUGGAAGCGUCGGGGGCAGCCCCGGCCAUAGUCACGUCAUCCCCCCAGUUUGCUGCAGUGCCUCACACGUUCGUCACCACCGCCCUUCCCAAGAGCGAGAACUUCAACCCCGAGGCCCUGGUCACCCAGUCCGCCUACCCAGCCAUGGUGCAGGCCCAGAUCCACCUACCCGUGGUGCAGUCCGUGGCCUCCCCGGCGGCGGCUCCCCCUACUCUGCCUCCCUACUUCAUGAAAGGCUCCAUCAUCCAGUUGGCCAACGGGGAGCUAAAGAAGGUGGAAGACUUAAAAACAGAAGAUUUCAUCCAGAGCGCAGAGAUAAGCAACGACCUGAAGAUCGACUCUAGCACCGUGGAGAGGAUCGAAGACAGCCAUAGCCCAGGCGUGGCCGUGAUACAGUUCGCCGUCGGGGAGCACCGAGCCCAGGUCAGCGUUGAAGUUUUGGUAGAGUAUCCUUUUUUUGUGUUUGGACAGGGCUGGUCAUCCUGCUGUCCGGAGAGAACCAGCCAGCUCUUUGAUUUGCCGUGUUCCAAACUCUCAGUUGGGGAUGUGUGCAUCUCGCUUACCCUCAAGAACCUGAAGAACGGCUCUGUUAAAAAGGGCCAGCCCGUGGAUCCCGCCAGCGUCCUGCUGAAGCACUCAAAGGCCGACGGCCUGGCGGGCAGCAGACACAGGUAUGCCGAGCAGGAAAACGGAAUCAACCAGGGGAGUGCCCAGAUGCUCUCUGAGAAUGGCGAACUGAAGUUUCCAGAGAAAAUGGGAUUGCCUGCAGCGCCCUUCCUCACCAAAAUAGAACCCAGCAAGCCCGCGGCCACGAGGAAGAGGAGGUGGUCGGCGCCGGAGAGCCGCAAACUGGAGAAGUCAGAAGACGAACCACCUUUGACUCUUCCUAAGCCUUCUCUAAUUCCUCAGGAGGUUAAGAUUUGCAUUGAAGGCCGGUCUAAUGUAGGCAAGUAGAGGCAGCGUGGGGGAAAGGAAACGUGGCUCUCCCUUAUCAUUUGUAUCCAGAUUACUGUACUGUAGGCUAAAUAACACAGUAUUUACAUGUUAUCCUCUUAUUUUAGGUUUCUGUUCUAACCUUGUCAUUAGAGUUACAGCAGGUGUGUCGCAGGAGACUGGUGCAUAUGCUUUUUCCACGAGUGUCUGUCAGUGAGCGGGCGGGAGGAAGGGCACAGCAGGAGCGGCCAGGGCUCCACGCAUCCCCGGGGAAGAAAGGAACCGGGCUCCACAGCGCCUGCUUUUUGUAGCGGCCCAGAAGCAGCCAAGGGCGCUGACUCCCGCUAGUGUCAGGAGAAAAGUCCCGUGGGAAGGGUCCUGCAGGGGUGCAGGGGUGCACGCAAGUGGGGGUGCACAGGCGCUGUGGCGGCGAGUGAGGGUCUCUUUUUCUCUGCCUCCCUCUGCCUCACUCUCUUGCUAUCGGCAUGGGACGGGGUGUUCAGAGCAGUGUCCUCCUGGGGUUCCCAUGUGCAAAAUCAACAUCAGGAACCCAGCUUCAGGGCAUCGCGGAGGCGCGUCAGACGGCAGAUUUGGAAAGUUAACCAUUUAAAAGAACAUUUUUCUCUCCAACCUAUUUUACAAUAAAAGCAACUUUUAAUUGUAUAGAUAUAUAUUUCCCCCUAUGGGGCCUGACUGCACUGAUAUAUUUUUUUUUUUAAAGAGCAACUGCCACAUGCGGGAUUUCAUUUCUGCUUUUUACUAGUGCAGCGAUGUCACCGGGGUGUUGUGGUGGACAGGGAAGCCCCCUGCUGUCAUGGCCCCACAUGGGGUAAGGGGGGUUGGGGGUGGGGGCGGGGGAGAGAGCGAACACCCACGCUGGUUUCUGUGCAGUGUUAGGUAAACCAAUCAGGUUAUUGCAUUGACUUCACUCCCAAGAGGUAGAUGCAAACUGCCCUUCAGUGAGAGCCACAGAAGCUCUUCACGUUGAGUUUGCAAAAUCUUUUUGUCUUUGAACUCUAGUACUGUUUAUAGUUCAUGACUAUGGACAACUCGGGUGCCACUUUUUUUUUUUUUUCAGAUUCCAGUGUGACAUGAGGAAUUAGAUUUUGAAGAUGAGCAUAUAUUACUAUCUUUAAGCAUUUAAAAAUACUGUUCACACUUUAUUACCAAGCAUCUUGGUCUCUCAUUCAACAAGUACUGUAUCUCACUUUAAACUCUUUGGGGAAAAAAAAAAAAACAAAAAAACAAAAAAAACUAAGUUGCUUUCUUUUUUUCAACACUGUAACUACAUUUCAGCUCUGCAGAAUUGCUGAAGAGCAAGAUAUUGAAAGUUUCAAUGUGGUUUAAAGGGAUGAAUGUGAAUUAUGAACUAGUAUGUGACAAUAAAUGACCACCAAGUACUACCUGACGGGAGGCACUUUUCACUUUGAUGUCUGAGAAUCAGUUCAAGGCAUAUGCAGAGUUGGCAGAGAAACUGAGAGAAAAGGGAUGGAGAAGAAAAUACUCAUUUUUGUCCAGUGUUUUUCUUUUUAAGAUGAACUUUUAAAGAACCUUGCGAUUUGCACAUAUUGAGUUUAUAAUUUGUGUGAUAUUCCUGCAGUUUUUAUCCAAUAACAUUGUGGGAAAGGUUUGGGGGACUGAACGAGCAUAAAUAAAUGUAGCAAAAUUUCUUUCUAA
Molecule: messenger RNA, 3627 nt
Organism: Mandrillus leucophaeus (drill)
Lineage: Eukaryota; Metazoa; Chordata; Mammalia; Primates; Cercopithecidae
Gene: ATXN1
Product: ataxin 1
Exons: 3
Coding region: 1-1971 (656 amino acids)
Biological process (GO): negative regulation of transcription by RNA polymerase II; nervous system development
Cellular component (GO): nucleus
Molecular function (GO): RNA binding; protein binding
Source: RefSeq, a predicted model, not a curated record